GCAAGGACCACACACGUGCUCUGGGAGUUCGGCAUACAAGAUGGCUCGUGCGAUUUGGUCGACGUUGGCGAUGGCGGUGCUCUCGGCGGUGGCGGCGGCAGAUAUGACCGCGGAGGAGACCGAGGACAUGGCGCCGAAGCCGUUCGCCUACGACUACGGCGUCGUGCAGCCAUACCAGCAGGCGACCCACGCGUACGGCAGCUCCGGCUACGCCGCCCACGGCAAGCACGGCUACUUCGCGCUUCCCUACGGCUACGGCUUUCCAGGCUACGGUCACGCCGUCUACGCUGGUCACCCUUACGGCCACCACGGCUCUGGCCACUUCGUAGGUCUCGGCCGCCCAUACGGCCACGCGGGCCACGGAUACCACCACCAGGCGCCGUACAGCUACACCCGCUACCACGGCUACCCGAGCGGCUACGCGGUGCACGUGAAGCACCCGCACGGGUACAUAAAGCACCCGCACGGCUACAGCUACCGCCCGGUGGCCCGGUUCGGCUACGGAUCGACGGUGGUGCACCCUGCCGGCGGCGCGAGCUACCACAUGGAGGAGAAGGCAGAGGACGCCGAGUGAGCGUCUUUCGACAGGCUCGUCAGGCAAGCUGCUCGACGGUGAAGCCCUCAGAAGCGCUGGUGCGGACGACGACGAUUGGUCGACUGGGAGCGGCCGGGCCCAGCACUGAGAGAUGGACGGCAGAGAUUGGCAGCACAAUGGCGUGAAAAUGCUGGCCCAACCCAUGCGAAUAAUGGUCUUCUCAGCGGUCAUGACGUCGCAUUGGCUGCUUUUGGCGAAGAAAUUAUCACUGCUGCUAAUAAGGCACAUAUUCGGGAACGAGCAAGUGCUGAUUGGGCAUUAUUCGCAGUGUAUACACUCGCUGUCAUAGAGUGCUUGAUGUCCUCUCAUUUCAUUGUUCAAAACCAAUACAAAAGCAAAUGUAA
Pollicipes pollicipes is the source of this 939-nucleotide messenger RNA. RefSeq names its product abscisic acid and environmental stress-inducible protein. The record is from RefSeq and is a predicted model, not a curated record. The coding region runs from base 41 to 574 and encodes 177 amino acids. Lineage: Eukaryota; Metazoa; Arthropoda; Thecostraca; Pollicipedomorpha; Pollicipedidae. The transcript is spliced from 2 exons.